Stylonychia lemnae is the source of this 1287-nucleotide messenger RNA. Lineage: Eukaryota; Ciliophora; Spirotrichea; Sporadotrichida; Oxytrichidae. The record is from the annotation of a GenBank genome assembly.
AUGCAGAUUUCAAGAACCAAUAUAGAAAAAUAAGACUAAACUGACAAAGAAGUUAGAGUAUUGGAUAUUGAUAUAUCAGUACCGAUUGAUGUUAAUUUUGCGAUGAAAACUCUCGGGUUGCCUGAUCUGUUUUACAUGAUGAUAGCUCAAUUUGAAGUAAUGACAAUGAAUGAGCAGCUUGAAAGGCUCUGUCGAGGCAUCUAGAAAUAGGACUGGAAGGAGAUGAAAGUAGGAGCUCAUAACCUUAAAGGAUCUGCUGGGUAUAUUGGAGUUUCUAGGCUGCAUUAUGCUGCUUACUACGUCCAAUUAUUCUAUGUCAAUCACAACUACGAUUAGAUGGUUGCUUUCUAUCCCCUGAUCAUAGAAACUGCAGUUGAAUUUAAAAUUGAAUAUAAAAAGCUGCUUGCUGAAAAAAACUAAACCCCCCUUGUACUGACUCCUGAAGAUGAGUAAGUAAUAGUCGCUCCUGGGUACAGAUUAAUUAAAUACAAUGACAAGCUAUAUUGUGUUCACUAGGAUUAGUCAGUUUAGGAAAGAGAAAAACAGCAUAAAGAAUAAAUGCGAAAACCCUCUAAAUUUUAAGGGACUCAAGGGGAUCAAGUUAGUAACAGUAAUACCAUUAAUCAAAUUAGCAUUAAUAACAAUAAUAAUAACAAUAGUGUCAGAAAUAAUAUUCAGAUUAAUAGUAAUGCAAAUAUUUAAAGAUAAAAUAACAACAAUAGAAACAGCAAUGCAUUUAAGCAACAACAAUUUCAGCAGCAAUAAUAAUAAUAAUAAUAGCAAUUUUAAGAUAAGUAAAUGAUAUCGCGUCCAUCUAACUAAGAUUAGCCAGUUCUUAACAAUAAAUCCUAAAUAAACUAGUUGACUAAUAUGUAGCUACUAGAUGAAGAGAAUAAAUCUUAAAGAUCCUUGUAGAAAUAAUAAUCAGUCUUGCAAAAUUUAAAAGAUCUGGGUUAGCAGGUUUAGAUCGCUAGUGAGAGGCCUAUUGAAUUAAGAGAAUCAUAAAGAUACAAACAGAAUGCUGACCUUACUGAUCAAAUGAGGUAAAUAUCUAAUAAAUCCAAGCAAGGUCUCAAAUCAUCCCAUAGGAGGGAUCCUAGAGACAGUAUAGAUAAGUAGAUAGAGCAAAAUAAAAGACUUUUUCAAGAUGAGUAACAAGCUUCAGUCGAUGAGUGCUAAUGCUUAAAGAGUUUAUGUCCAGACAUGAUGAUGUCAACCCCAAACUUAACAUCUAGCAACACCUAAUCUAGUAGUUUAUUUAGUAACUCAUAAUGUCUUAUAUUUUGA